This is a messenger RNA of Cyprinus carpio (common carp), 569 nucleotides long. RefSeq names its product cytosolic phospholipase A2 gamma-like. NCBI's taxonomy places the organism in Eukaryota, Metazoa, Chordata, Actinopteri, Cypriniformes, Cyprinidae. The transcript has 5 exons. Bases 48 to 569 code for a protein of 173 amino acids. The record is from RefSeq and is a predicted model, not a curated record.
UAUUCAGUUCGGAUUCUUUUGAUCUUGUGUUGAGCAUCUGUAAAUGCAUGACUCAGUGGAUCUGGGGCAGGAAUUAUAACUUCCUCCACAAAAUGAAAAAUGAAACAGUGCCUGCUGCUCUUCUGAAAAGUGAGACGAGAGACUAUAUAGACGCCGGACUACUGCUGAACUCACCCUACUUCUCAGUGCUGAGAGAAGAACGAGACAUUGAUCUUAUCAUUUCCCUGGAUUUCAGUGAAGGGGAUCCUUUCAUGACAGUGAAUAAAACUCAAAAACUGUGUGAAGAACUAAACAUCCCUUUCCCUGAAGUCAUUCUCAGAGAAAAGGCAAAGAACCCGAAGGACUUCUAUGUGUUCAAAGGCAAAAACGCUGCAACCGUGAUUCACAUGUCUCUGUUUAAUGUGGUCAACUGUGGAGGCAAGUUCAGAUUGUCUAAUUCAAUAAAACUGAAACAUUGUCGUAAGAAGAUCACUGAUCUUAUGGACAUUGCUGGAAAAAACAUCUCAAACAACAGAGAGAAACUGCUGGAGCAGAUUCAAGCAGUCAUUGACCAAAAAAGACACAAAUGA